AAUGAAUUCAAUCUACGAUGAAGGUUUACAGGAUAUCCUUGAUUGGAUUGGAGUAGAAGACUUGGAGAUCAGAAGUUUACUCCAGGGUUCAGAGGAGAUCUGGAGAGAAGUUGGAAGAGAGGAUUGUGGUUCAACAUUCUCAGCUUUUGGCUUUCUGUCUUUUCUCAUGAUAGCCUUCAAUCUUUCUGUGAAUAUUGUCAGCAAUAACAACAACAACUCUAAUGCUAACAACAACAACAACAACAAUAACAACAACAAUGAUAACAAUAAUAACAACAACAUGAACAUGAAUAUGAUCGGUCGAAGCUUCAAGGACACAUUUAGGAAUGGAACUAAUAAAGAUGAAACAGAAAACUGGAACAUCUUAAAGUUCUUGUUCAGCCAGGAUCUACCAGACAAAGGAGACCCGUGGAGCUUAGAGAACUUGGAGUUCCUUCUAGAUCUUAAUAUUCCAGGACUAACAGUCUCUAGUGAAUCCAGUAGACCAGAUUCAGAGUCAAUGGUUCUUCAUCCAAUAGCAACAUUCUGGGAAGCUGUAAAUAUUUCUCAGUUCAAACUGAUCAUCUUCAUUCUAAACUUGAUUAAAAUAAAUGUAAAAUAAAAAGGAGUUUUUCAGUAAGUUGUA
Messenger RNA from Eurytemora carolleeae, 625 nucleotides. RefSeq lists its product as uncharacterized. The transcript is spliced from 5 exons. The record is from RefSeq and is a predicted model, not a curated record. The coding region runs from base 2 to 601 and encodes 199 amino acids. NCBI's taxonomy places the organism in Eukaryota, Metazoa, Arthropoda, Copepoda, Calanoida, Temoridae.